AUGCAGGAAGGACAGGCGGAGCAGGCGGCCAAGAGCAACGAGGAGCUCGCGGCCGUGCGCAGUGCGCUGGCUGCCUCGGAGAAGAAGCUGGAGGAAGGCCAAACAGCACAGGCGACCAAAUCCGCCGAGGAAGUCACGGCCUUGCAAAGCUCGCUGAGUGCGUUGGAGAAGAAGGUGGAAGAAGGCCAGGCAGCACAGGCGGCUGCAAAUGCCAAAGCCACAGAGGCCCUGAACGAUUACAAGGGCAACGCCUCCAAGGCCCUCUGGCUGAUCACCAAGUCCUUGGACGCCCACAAGGAGGAGGUGGCGGGCUCCUUUGUGAGCCACUCGGCGUCCACGGAGAAGGCGCAGGGCUCUUUGCGGGAGGAGCUGGCCAAGGGCCUGGCGGAGUCUGCCACGGCGCUCCUGAGCACCAAGCAGCAGAUGGACGACACGUUCAGCACCGAAAGAGAGGAGCUGAAGAAGAAGCUCGAGGCCCAGCGUCAAGAGUCCGCCCUGGGACUGGAAGAGUACAAGAAGGAGGCCUCAGCCGUGAUGGCCAGCACCAGCGAGGCCUUGACAGCCCACAAGAUCUCCACGGAGAAGCAAUUGGAGGCGCAGAUGAAAGCCUUGUCAGAGCACCGCGAAGAGGCCUCGAAGCAGCUGGAGGCUUCCAGGGAGGUCUGCCAGAAGGGGACCGCAGAGGCAAAAGGAGUCCUGGAGCAGUCGAUGCUUUUGACCAAGGAAGGCUUGGAGAAGGCUUUGGGGGAGCACAAGGAGCAACAAAUGGGACAGCACAAGGAGCAGGCACAGCUGAACACGCAGCUUCAGAACCGACUUGAGGAGCAAGGAAAGGAGCAUGCGAAAAGCGUGGAGCAAAGCAUGGCCAAACAGUUGGCGGAGCUCCAAAAAAUGGAAAGCAAGUUGGAGACCUUGCAGAAACAGGCUCAGGCAGAUAUCGAGGCUCUGAAGAAGGAGCUGGCGGCCUCCAAGUCCGAAGCGGGAAGUCUGCUAAAGACGCUGGAGGCCCAGCAGGGCGCCCAGCAGGCCUCCAACGUGGCCUUCGAGUCUUACAAGAAGGCCAGCGCCGAGCAGUUCGAGGGUUACAAAGCGGCGGACGUGUCGAAGCUGGAGGCGAAGAUCUCGGAGCAGGAGAAGAGCUUCCAGAAAGCGCUGCAAGAGGCGGAGGCGCGGCUCCAGGCCGCCCUCAAGGCGAAGUGA
Molecule: messenger RNA, 1200 nt
Organism: Symbiodinium necroappetens
Lineage: Eukaryota; Dinophyceae; Suessiales; Symbiodiniaceae
Source: the annotation of a GenBank genome assembly